Messenger RNA from Physcomitrium patens, 1100 nucleotides. RefSeq lists its product as uncharacterized. Lineage: Eukaryota; Viridiplantae; Streptophyta; Bryopsida; Funariales; Funariaceae. The record is from RefSeq and is a predicted model, not a curated record.
GACACCAAGAGUGCAGAGCCGCUACGUUGCCUCAUCACCGCCUUACUCAUCUUUUUCAUUCUACACUAUUCUGUCCCUUUCUGCACAUCUGCUUCACUGCCGCACUGGUACUCGCUUAUCCACGUCUUCAAUCGCCCUUCGCUUCCUCCCUCCGCUCCGCUCCUCUCUCUCUCUCUCUCUCUCUCUCUCUCUCUCUGCUUGUGCUGUGCGUUGCGUUGCGUCUUGAUUGCCAUGGCAAUGGCACUGGCAUUGCCACUGGCAGGCUCAUCCUCGUUGCGCUCCUGCGGCUCUCGAGCAGCCGCUCUGCCUCCCGCUUGCAACCGUUCACCUUCGUCGACAUUCUUUUCUCCCCUGCCUCGCUAUCAUACCCUCCUCCCCGCCCUUGCAUUGCCACCGCUGCAUCACCACCGGAAGUGCAAUGUCACCACCACUGCCCUUUUUGGAAAAAGCAAAGCAACGCCCAAAACUACUCGGGCCACCGUAAUCCCCGACCCUGACUACCGGAUCCCUAUAAUUCUUCUGGGAACGGCUGGAGCACUGCUCUACCAAGACAAUUUGCUUCCUGCAGCUCCAAUUGGCCUUCUGGGCUUGCUCCUCUUAGUCCAGACUACCAGAGUGAGGUUCGUCUUUGACGAUGAAGGUUUGGAAGUGAAGGUUGGAAAGGAACUGGAUGAAUCGGGUGAGAAUGUCUUCGUUGGAGGCAAGAAUAGGUGGAGCUAUUCAUCCUUUGUGAACUGGGAGCUGUGGUGGCCAAUCUUCCCCGUACUUGUUUACUUCAAGGAGACUCAGACAAAACCAGAAGGCCAGAUUCACUUCUUCCCAGUUAUCUUCAAUGGAAACCAGCUAUAUGAUGUGAUGGUGGAGCGCGCUGGCCCCUCCAAGACUAGCGGUCCUAAAGAGUAGCUUGAGGAAUAUGUAUAAAAUUGUAUGCAGAUCUUGGUUAUUUCAAUCUACAUUUUCGGUUCACGCAAUGUGGUUUCGGAAUGCAUCUUCUAGUGAUUGAAGUGCUAUUGUUACUAUUGUAUUUUUAUUUAUUUGAUUUCACCAAGUAUUGUAAUAUUUAAACAUAAAUAAAAAUAAAAUCUAGUAAUUGUCACAAA